AUGGUCGAACAAACUUUUUUAGAAACUGGAUAUCAUGUAGCUCAUUUUAUUGCUUGUCAGAAGCACAUGAAAUUAAGGGGAUUAGCGCUCCGAGCAAUAUUGGAUCAAUGUACAGAUCCGGCUGGCACUUUUGCCAAACGACAUAAUAAAUGGUUGGAAAAUAGUAUAAACAUUGCUGAAAAUUGGAAAGGCAUGGUUAAGCUCCCAAAAGAUCAAAUUCUUGGCGGCGCAUUCGUGGAUGCGCAUCGAAGCUCACCAGAAAUGGGUAAAAUGCUCAAGGAAAGUGCAGAGGCAGAGUUCGAGUCAGAGGUCGAAGAUGCAAAAACCCAGAUUCGGCUCUGGGUGUCAAAUGAUAUUGAACGUUUCAGGGCAAGUUUGCAAAGAGACAUUGCGCAAAGUGGCGCCGAUCCUGAUCGUGAAACCAUGCUCGGAUUCUUCGAAGAAUGGUCGGCUUGGAAUGACAUGACCUACGAACAAAGCUGUAAAUUGAAUGAUACAGAGCUUCAUCCUGAGUGUCACUUGAUCUUCUCGACUAUUCAGUUUGCAAUCAAAGACAUGAAACAUCGCCUGAGUAUCAUUGAAGAAGCUCAAUCCUAUAGCGAGUAUGAGGACCGUGCGGCUGCGAAUCAAGCAUACAUUGAUGUUAUUGAAGCAUAUCGGACCUACGAGAAUCCUGAAGACCCUGCGGCUUCUGACAAAGUAUAUGCUCAGGAAGUCGCGAGGCACUUAACGCAACCAUAA
Messenger RNA from Botrytis fragariae, 741 nucleotides. RefSeq lists its product as uncharacterized. Bases 1 to 741 code for a protein of 246 amino acids. The transcript has 2 exons. Lineage: Eukaryota; Fungi; Ascomycota; Leotiomycetes; Helotiales; Sclerotiniaceae. The record is from RefSeq and is a predicted model, not a curated record.